Drosophila suzukii is the source of this 773-nucleotide messenger RNA. It is a transcript of the gene Vha16-5, whose product is annotated as Vacuolar H[+] ATPase 16kD subunit 5. Gene Ontology annotation, biological process: proton transmembrane transport. NCBI's taxonomy places the organism in Eukaryota, Metazoa, Arthropoda, Insecta, Diptera, Drosophilidae. Gene Ontology annotation, molecular function: proton-transporting ATPase activity, rotational mechanism. The record is from RefSeq and is a predicted model, not a curated record. Gene Ontology annotation, cellular component: proton-transporting V-type ATPase, V0 domain; membrane.
AUGGAAUAUAAUUAACGUCAGCCUUGAGAAGCAAAAAUUUAGAAUCGAUUGAAGCAAUAUAUAUUAGAGCGUUAUCAUUCACUUCGUAGUUAGCAGCUCAUAAAACGAAGAAAAUGGAAGGUGUACCUUCAACGAAAAAUGGAACGGGUUCUCUAGACCUGAUGGGGCUCAUUGAGGGCAUGCAGCUAAAGGAAUCAAGCGAGUCUGCUUUGACACUGGAUCGCCAUCCACCUUACGCACCCUUCUAUGGGGUGAUGGGCGUCGUUUUUUCCAGUGUGCUGACUUCCGCUGGAGCGGCCUAUGGAACUGCUGUUUCCGGAACCGGAAUUGCAGCCACAGCCGUAAUGCGACCGGAAUUGGUGAUGAAGUCGAUUAUUCCUGUGAUUAUGGCUGGAAUCAUUGCCAUCUAUGGCCUGGUGGUAUCCGUUCUUCUCUCCGGCGAACUGGGACCUUCUCUCAAGUAUUCCCUGCCCACUGGAUAUGUUCACCUGGCGGCCGGGUUGUCCGUGGGAUUCGCCGGACUGGCUGCCGGAUAUGCCGUGGGUGAGGUGGGCGACGUUGGGGUGCGACACAUCGCCCAACAGCCACGUCUCUUCAUCGGCAUGAUUCUGAUCCUGAUCUUCGCCGAGGUUCUGGGACUCUACGGUCUGAUCAUCGGUAUAUAUUUGUACACGGUGAACAUCAAAUAAUUAAUAAGUGUUUCUUUUAAACUUAAAAAAACUAGCACAAAGUAUGGAAUAUUGUUUCUUCUAAACUUAAAAAAACGAACACAA